Molecule: messenger RNA, 600 nt
Organism: Blepharisma stoltei
Lineage: Eukaryota; Ciliophora; Heterotrichea; Heterotrichida; Blepharismidae
Source: the annotation of a GenBank genome assembly
AUGGCUGUAAGAGGGCUUUUUAUUGUCGUUGAGGGCAUCGAUCGAUCAGGAAAAUCUACUUUUGUGCGUGCUCUAGCUGCGAGACUGGGUAAUUCUGAAAUAAUGUCAUUUCCUAACAGGCAAACUCAAAUUGGUUCUAUGAUAAAUAGCUAUUUAACUAAUUCAAUACACAUGAGUGAUGAAGCAAUCCACUUGUUGUUUUCUGCAAACAGAUGGGAGUGCAAAGGCCUCAUUGAACAGACAUUAAAUGCUGGAAAAAACGUUAUCCUUGACAGAUACGCUUAUUCUGGAGUUGUUUAUUCUGCCGCCAAAGGGCUAGAUUUGGAAUGAUGCAUGGCUUCAGAUAUAGGACUUCUAAAGCCUGAUAUUGUGCUCUACUUAAAGCUUGACCCAAGAGAAGCUCAAUUAAGAGGAAACUUUGGAGAAGAGAGAUAUGAGUACUUGGAUUUGCAGAAGAAAGUUAGUGAUAAUUAUGAUAUGUUGAUGGGGAAGAUAAAUAACUGUAAAGUACUUGAUGCAGCACUGCCAACUGAGUCUUUAUUGGAGUUGGCAGAAUUAGGAAGUGUAGAUACGACUAAAGCAUUAGAAAAAUUAUGGUAA